This is a messenger RNA of Striga asiatica, 456 nucleotides long. The record is from the annotation of a GenBank genome assembly. Lineage: Eukaryota; Viridiplantae; Streptophyta; Magnoliopsida; Lamiales; Orobanchaceae.
AUGGAUGGAACAGAGCUCGAACUCGCUCCCAGGGCGAAGAACUACAACUGGAUAAGCUUUUACUGCAAACAAAUACGAUAUGCUUUGGCUUGCUAUAGGAUUUGUUCAAAUUUUCUCCCACUGCCUUCAAGUAGCAAUUUCAAAGAGAGGAUAACAGCCGACCAUUUGGAACAACUACCUGGGGAAAGUAAUCCACCGUUCGUCGGGAUGGGGCCCGGUGGGGCUAGGAAGAAGCCCUAUCUUCGGGGAAGCAGCGGAGACCGAAUGAAAACUCAUCCAGCUGGCUACGAAGCAACCAGCACUCCAUCCUCAUCUCCAUUGAGGAACAUCUCACUAGGUCCUGUUCUGGUGCCGGGAACCUCGGCAGAGGCAAUCUAUCGGUCGUUCUCCUAUCGAGACGAGAGUAAGCCCCUUUUUUCCCGCAGGGCUUCGAAGCCAGUGAAAGGCUCGAUGUAA